Messenger RNA from Bombina bombina (fire-bellied toad), 1282 nucleotides. RefSeq names its product zinc finger C4H2-type containing (gene ZC4H2). Gene Ontology annotation, biological process: positive regulation of neuron differentiation. The coding region runs from base 129 to 803 and encodes 224 amino acids. The transcript is spliced from 5 exons. The record is from RefSeq and is a predicted model, not a curated record. NCBI's taxonomy places the organism in Eukaryota, Metazoa, Chordata, Amphibia, Anura, Bombinatoridae. Gene Ontology annotation, cellular component: nucleus.
CCGGCGACCCUUGGGAGCACCGCUGUCCCUACUGAGAGCAGUGCUCGGUGCAACAUUCUAUCCAUUGUAUUGUUUUGCUGCUUUUUUUUGUCACAUUCCGCAGGACGUUUAAUUACACACUGUGCAGCAUGGGUGAUGAGCAGGAAAUUAUGUGUAAAUUGGAGAGCAUUAAAGAAAUCAGGAACAAGACCCUACAGAUGGAGAAGAUAAAGGCUCGUUUAAAAGCAGAGUUUGAGUCAUUGGAGUCAGAAGAAAGGCACCUGAAGGAAUACAAGCAAGAAAUGGACCUCUUACUUCAGGAAAAGAUGGCUCAUGUUGAAGAGUUAAGACUGAUCCAUGCUGAUAUAAAUGUGAUGGAAAAUACCAUCAAACAGUCUGAAAAUGACCUGAACAAACUUCUGGAGUCCACACGGCGACUGCAUGAGGAGUACAAACCCCUGAAAGAUCACGUGGAUGCAUUGAGGAUGACACUAGGACUACAGAGGCUACCAGACCUCUCUGAAGAAGAGGAGAAACUUUCUCUAGACUACUUUGAGAAACAGAAAGCAGAGUGGCAGACAGAACCCCAGGAACCACCUAUUCCAGAAUCUCUGGCAGCGGCUGCAGCUGCAGCUCAACAGUUACAAGUUGCCAGAAAGCAGGACACCAGACAAACCGCCACAUUCCGUCAGCAGCCACCACCCAUGAAGGCCUGUUUGUCUUGUCACCAACAGAUCCACCGCAAUGCACCCAUCUGCCCUCUCUGCAAAGCUAAGAGCAGAUCCCGAAAUCCAAAGAAGCCGAAAAGGAAGCAGGAUGAAUAGAUACUAUCUUUCCCCUCAUAUCCUGAGAUACCCCUGCCCUCCUGACCCUCUUUCUAAGUAACAAAUUGUAACUGUGCUCACCCCAAAUUUUGUGCAAUUUUGAACUGAACGUGUGUUGUUUUUAUUUUCUAUUUAAUGUGAUGUAAGCACAAUGAGGCUCUACUUAAUUACGGGGGCUCAGUUGCAGUGAAAAGCAGUCCCGGGCUGCAAAGUAGGGCCCAAGAAAUUGCAGGUGCUUUGGGCUGCAACUACGCCCCAAUUGUACAUUGCCAGUGUUUGUCUUACGGUUUGCUUUUAAAAAAUAGGAAUCAUUUGGUGCUAUUUCUAUGUUUUUCCUCUGAACAAAGUCUAUUAAUAAUCUAAAUGGAAAGAAAGACAGAUGAAUAUCCUGAAACAUUACUGGAUGUCAGAGAUCCCGAUCACCUGCCUUUCACAACCAGAAAGGUCCAUAAAAUAAAACCGAUAACAUUCAUAUAAAA